Molecule: messenger RNA, 1438 nt
Organism: Lingula anatina
Lineage: Eukaryota; Metazoa; Brachiopoda; Lingulata; Lingulida; Lingulidae
Product: protein trapped in endoderm-1-like
Biological process (GO): G protein-coupled receptor signaling pathway
Cellular component (GO): membrane
Molecular function (GO): G protein-coupled receptor activity
Source: RefSeq, a predicted model, not a curated record
UCAUAACAAAAAGUGCUAAAUUUCCCAGGAAGUUAAUUUUUCUUCUCCAAGCGUCUAAUGCCUACUGCAUGCUUUAAUCGACAGCCUUCUGAACUGACGCUGUAUAAAAGACAACAGAGGCAAAAGAUAAGCCAUCACAGCGCGUUCCGCUGCCUGAAGAAUUGCGCAACAGUAUCUCUCCAGCUCUACGCUCAUACCUACAGCCGGCGUGACACAUUAAAUGAUGGACACCACGUUUGUUGAAAUAGCAAUGAAUAAAACAUUAGAAGAAUUAAAUACAUCGAUACCAAACGGCGCCGAGGAUGCAGUUCGAUCACAGGUCCUAUGGGGUGUCGUGGGCAUCAUCAUCCUUUUGUUAGGGUUAUCUACCAACGUGUUCGUGAUUUUUGCCAUCGUUCACAGUAAGCAGAUGCGCGCUUCGCCGACGUAUAUUCUAAUUGUUAACCUAAGCAUCAACAACGGCCCUGUGCAUUCUUUAUUUUUAGCUUUUGACUGUUACGGCUGGUUCACCGGAAAAUGGAACCUUGGGGAGCCGUUUUGCGCCUUCAUCGGGUGCGCUACGUUCCUCGUUCUUGCGUCGUCAGGUUUGUGCCUAAUGUGCAUUACCGUGCAGCGCUACAUAUACAUAGUGUGGUUUGUGAAGCAUAUAACACUGUGCAAUCCAACCACGGAGAAGAUCGUCUACGUGGUUUGUUCCAUAACGUGCUACGUACUGCCCCUGUUGAUUCUCCUUCCUGUACUGACCGGAACGGUUGGCAAAGCUGGCUUUGACCCUUACAGACAGAGGUGUACUAUACUCCAGUCAGAAAGUGCAGAAUUCAGGAACACAUUUUUGGUCGUCUUCAUAUGCUUUCCAAACUUUUCUAUGAUCUACUGCUUCACCCAUAUCAGCGUCAGUGUGUUCCUGAACAGAAGACGGAUGAUAAAUAUAAACCAGGCCGUGCGCCAUCAAGCCCAGAAGAUGCGACAAAACACGAAAAUUGCCCAGAUGUUUGGAAUAUGUUAUUUGUCAUUUGUUGUGGCCAUUACGCCAUGCUUUAUUGUGAAUGUUCUUCAAGUGGACGGUGCAUUGAAUUCGUUCUACACGGAGGGGACUUAUGUUCUCAUCUACUCAUCUUCCAUAGUCAACCCGAUAGUAUACGCUUUAAUGAACCAGACUUUCCGUGACGCUUACAAAGCAAUGAACUUAUGCCGUUGCUUUUCGGUGAACCGUGUAGCUCCCGUGCCUUUGGAUACACAGCGGGGAUCAAUGCCGUUGUCUUCUGUAUACGUGCCACAGCAUGCGUGAUAUUUUAUGUAUUUGGCGAACUUUUGAUGGAGAUUUCGUCUAAGAAAAACUGACACGAAGAUUGCAGUUAUUGCAAGUGACAUUAAAGCGAAAGAGGAAAGAAAAUUGCAGGCAGUACGUGCUUUUUCUUGCACGUGUACGUGCAUGAAC